AUGCCAAGUCCCGCGGGAGCGCUUCCCAAGUCCUUCAUACUUCCCGACCUGGUCAACGACUGCCCAUUCCCCCUUCGAGUCAACCCACUCUGCGACGAGGUUGGGAGACUAUCCGAGCAAUGGUUCCUCCGCCAUGCAAAUUAUUCGCCCCCUCGGGCAGUGGCGUUUAUGGCACUCAAAGCGGGCGAGCUCACUGCUGCAUGCUACCCAGAUGCCGAUGCCUUCCAUCUCCGAGUCAGCGACGACUUCAUGAACUUCCUCUUCAAUGCCGACGAUUGGCUAGACGACUUCGACAUUGAGGACACGUACGGGCUGGCCAAUUGUACUGUUCGAGCCCUGCGCGACCCAGUCAACUUCAUUACUGAUAAACGCGCAGGACUAAUGACGAAAUCAUAUUUUUCUCGAUUCCUGAAGACCGCUGGGCCUCGCUGUACAGAGCGCUUUAUCCAAACGUUGGCGCUCUACUUUGAAUCAGUAGUAACGCAAAAGCAAGCUCGUAACAAUGGCACUUUGCCCGAUUUAGAGAGCUACAUCACCAUUCGAAGGAAUAACAGCGGCUGUAAACCUUGUUAUGCACUCAUCGAGUUCUGUGCUGGCAUUGAUUUGCCGGACGAGGUUAUCAAUCACCCAAUUAUUCAAUCGCUCGAAGAUGCUUCGAAUGACCUUAUUGCUUGGUCGAACGAUAUCUUCUCUUUCAACAGGGAGCAAUCUCGCCACGACAGCUUCAACAUGGUUUCCAUCGUUAUGCACCAGAAGGGCUUUGCGCUUCAGGAAGCUGUCAACUUUGUUGGAGAGCUUUGUAAAAAGGCGAUGGAACGUUUUCAGGCGGAUAAGAGGAAUCUCCCUUCAUGGGGUCCAGAGAUUGACGGGGAGGUCGCAAUGUAUGUUGAUGGGCUGCAGAAUUGGAUAGUCGGGUCUCUAAAUUGGUCCAUCGACGGGACAGAGCGCUAUUUCGGCAAAGACGGGCCUGGAAUAAAGAAGCAUAGAAAAGUCAAGCUAUUCCCCAAGCGCCCAUUGAAAACACCUGCUGUGCGGGUUUUGGCCUAA
Messenger RNA from Coprinopsis cinerea okayama7#130, 1047 nucleotides. RefSeq names its product terpene synthase. The record is from RefSeq and is a predicted model, not a curated record. The coding region runs from base 1 to 1047 and encodes 348 amino acids. The transcript has 4 exons. Lineage: Eukaryota; Fungi; Basidiomycota; Agaricomycetes; Agaricales; Psathyrellaceae.